UGCGCGGCGUGAAGUGUGUGGGGUCGGCUGCGGGACCGUGUUUUCGCCUGUGCUCCCAUCAGAGACGUCGUCCUCUGUGCCCUGGAUUUUAUUUUUAAAAAACCCUGGGAUACAGAACACCGUUGUCAAGCGUUCGAAGUGACCUUGGAUGCAGUGGCAGCAACGCCGGAUUAAAAACCCGGGACCAGCGCGCCGGAGUUGGGGCCCCCCGUUCAGAGUGCAGUGACUUCGUGUCAAUGACCUUGGAUUGAGCACUGUUCGCCGUACCGCAAAAUGUUGCCUGCCCCGGUCGGCGUGCUGCAUAGCAAUGGCCGGCGCGUGCGGUCGUCCAGCGGGACUUUCCGGGGCGGCUGCUCGCUCAGGGACCCGAGUACCGGACAUCGCUAAGCCGCCACGUCGUCGUUGACUCCUCACCCCCUCUUGUACAGCGCGCACGCCGACACCUCUUCGGUUUGUGAUGGCAGUAUUCCGAGGUGGUGGGACAUACUGCUGACGACCGACUGUGUUUGAACGGCGGUGAGAUCGCAGCGGGGUGGCUGGCGUGCUGGGGAGCAAGAGCGUGUGACCGUGGCUGCCUGGGAGGAGCCGCCUGCGAUGCCUUUCAUAGAGGACGACCUGCUCUGGUGCCCCAACACUGACGGCAAGAUGGUCGACCUUUCGUGCCUGGACAGUGGGCCCAAUGUGCUGGUGGAACCACAGGGGGAUGUUCUGCAGGAACUGACACACACAGAUCUUCAUGGGCUGGGUAUCGAUGAGGAAGAGGAGAUCCUGCAGCAGCUGGCUGACCCCAGUUUCGAGAUCGAUGCCAUCUUUGCCGACUUGCAUGAGCCCCAGGGGGCACCGACUGCCGUUGCCGUGGCGCCUCCACCCCCAUUGCUCCAGCCACAGGACGAUGUCAAUGGCAUGAUUCGAAAGCGCCGCCGCCGCCGAAGUGACGAUGGCCCUCCAGAGUGCAGUGGACUACAGCCAUCAUUCCAUUCGGUGACUGUGAAAGUAGAGCCAGGGUUAAGUCAGGCAUCGUGUGUGAAGAGCGAGCGCCAAAAUUCAAGCACCACUAUUCACCUUCCAGACAGUACACAGGACAUCGGCAGCCCAAGCUUGACCCAACUCAGCCCAUAUGUACGAAAAGACGGAAGGGCUCCUGCGUACUACAGAGCUGGAACUAAGGCAGCAUCAUACGAGAUCACCUCAUUGGACACUAGCCCGCAGGAUGUUCGGCCCAGCCUGCUGUCUCGCUGCGAACGUACCCUCCAACGGUGUAGCCCGGGUAGAGAUUCCAAGACGUUGCUACAAAACAUUCUCCAGCACCAGCAGCCAACUUACUCGGCGCUGUCCACCCUGUGCAACCCGGCUGUCUCAUGCAGCAGCUCAGGCUCCCUCCCCCCAAGUCCUGCCGACAGCGGAGUGUCGGACGUGGACAGCAGCAGCGGAACGCUGAGCAACGACGAGUCCAAGGCACGGUUACAAAGCACCCCUGUUCCACCCCCGCUGACUCCUGAAUCUCCAAGCCCGAGCGGACUGGGCUACAUCCCCCCGUACUGCCAGACAGGCGUUACACCUCACGCAUCUCAGCACUACAGCAACCGGCCUCCAACAUCAGUUGCCGAACUGCAGCACAUGUUCCCACCCCAAGCUCACUACCGGCCGGGAGGUUCUCUUGGCUCCGUGGUGCCUCACGGGGGUAGCACCCAGGCCAGCUACCUUGAGGCAGCAGCUCUCAAGAGCCCAAGCCACACCCUCGCCUACCCCACACCUCUGGCUCAGCACCAAGGCCUGCCAUUGACACUGACCCCGUGUGGGAGCUUGCUCCAUCCACCUGGCAUACCCACCCCAGUGAUCGCUCACACACCCAGCGAAGAUAUGGGAUACUUUGUUGAGGACCUCUCUUUCCAGCCACCUACGAAAAAGAAAGGAAGGAAACCAAAAGCAAUGCUGCACGAUGCAGGGGGCCCCCUGAGUGGCCUGGCUUCCUCCUCGUCCUCGUCUUCUCUGAAGCAGCAACGCAAGAGCCGUGAAGGAUCGACCACGUACCUGUGGGAGUUCCUGCUGAAGCUGCUUCAGGAUCGUGACUACUGCCCCCGUUACAUCAAGUGGACCCACCGUGAGAAGGGUGUCUUCAAGCUGGUUGACUCCAAGGCUGUCUCCCGCCUGUGGGGCCUGCACAAGAACAAGCCCGACAUGAACUACGAGACCAUGGGACGGGCGCUCAGGUACUACUACCAACGUGGCAUCCUGGCCAAGGUGGAUGGACAGCGUUUGGUCUACCAGUUUGUCGAUGUACCCAAAGACAUUGUGGAGAUCGACUGCUCGGGGGCGUGACUGGGUGGCGCCAACACCCUGCAAGUGCAGAAUCUGGGACCCCAUGCUACGUGUCUGUGAUGAGGAGAGUCUCUGCCGGCAACCCCCUCUCCACAAGAUAAACAACCCCUACCCCUCCCUUCCUGGCCCAAACCUGCUGGAGCGGGAUUCUGGUGCAAAAGAAGAGAACAUCUGUGCGGGUGCAGAGGCCACUCCACGAUGACAGAGACAAUGGACAUUAUUAUAUUACAACAAGUGAGAGUGGUUUCGCCGCACUUCGGGCCCUCAGAACCCGCCCCAACGACCACAAGUCCCAAAUGGUGCUGCAAGCCCUUCGAAUAGCUGCUGCUUGGAACUUUGUAUUGGCCUUGGCAGUCACUAUUUAUGUGCGGUCUUGAUCGGGGCUGCUGGCUUUGCCUGCGGAGGAAGGAGUACCUGUGCUUUUUUUUCUUUUUUUUUUUUUCGGAUGGGACAUCCACUGCCUGUGGCGGCCUACUGGUGGACAGGAAUCCAUGUUUCAGAGAUAUCACAAAGCUAUUAUCGACAGAGAGGUACAGAGAGAUACUAUAUAAGAGAUAUACUACCUAUCACAGUUCUAUGUGGACACAGAAUGGUGUUUUCCUUGUGGGUGCAGACCUCAGUUAGAAGAGCUUCUUUUACCAGGGUGAGAGAUAUGAGCCAUGAUUGUCGGUCAUUGGAGCUGUCGGUUUAGUCGGACCUUUUCCAUUGCUUUAACAGGUCAACUUUGACAUACGUGUGUCAUCUUAGCACUUCAUCUGAAACGUUGCACAAUUUGAAUACACAAAACAGCCUAGCUGGAAAUCCUUUACUUUGUCCUACUUUGAACAAAAGGACACGAUUAGAGAACUGGCAACAUAUUGCUCAUACUGUAUGCUCAUAGCGUCGCUGACAUAAACAAGGCAGCUCCAAUGCUAGUAGUGCAAGAACAGUGUGCCUGCAGUUUUUACAAGUGUGCAGCAGAAGCGAUCCCUUAGCCAUGACAUUCUUCCGAAGUUCGCGCUUGUACAGCAGGUGUGAAGCAGAUUGCAUUGCUGAUGGGAGCACUCUUAGCAGUCACUGGGCAGAACAAAAGCACCUGGCACCAGAGGAAUUGUCGUGUGUUUGUUGUCGUUGCUCAGAAGGCCUGAGCUCACCAUGUCUGCGCCUGGAACAGAAUUGUGUCCCGUGAUAUCCCCUCUUUGUGCCGAUGUUUCUGGAUGUGUCCUUUGUUCGUUUCCUGCUCCACUUUGUUGUCGUGUUAGGUGCCUGGCCACUACUGGCUGACCAGUAUGGUGUUGUGUUACAAGGAAAUCAAAAUUUUAAUGAUUGGCUCCCACAUACCUACUUUACUGCAUCUCUUCACACAGGAAUGCAGUGAAUGGCAAAAAAAAGAAGCAGAAUCGUCUAAUUCAGAAAAGAAGCAGUGUGUAGCAUGGCUGCGACAUGCAUGUUUGUUGAAGGUGCUGCGUACAGACCUGAGUGUUUUGGAAACGCCGUCACAUGCCGUCCCCCGAUUGCUGGAUACAAUCCACAGCCUUUGGAAGAAUAGGUGGAAAGUGCUUUGAAGUGAAGUGCCGACAGGAAAGUGCUUGAGACUCUUUUUGAAGUGAAGGUCUCUGUGUGAGAACGUUGUUGAGUUUGAGGACGAGUCUGUUGCAGAGUUUAUAUAAAGAAUGCAUAAAGCAAAUAAAUUCUAGUAGCAACCACUUUACACAACCACAUUGUACAUAAGCUCAGAAUUAUUUGCACACGCCUCUUAUACGAGUGCACGGGUGGUAUUGGUCCCAACGUGGCAGGGGACUCUGGAAUUAUUGGGGCUAGUUUUAUUUUUUUGCUCAAAAUUCCUUAUCCAUGCGACUGCGUUCUCCGAGUAGUCUUCGGUGAAUUUCUGCCUUGUCUUUCUGGCUGCAAGCUCCAAUAACUUUUCAAAACUUGCUUGACAGCAGGCGAUCCAAAUUAAACUUGAAAACCUAGAAUUACUAGAUGUCUUAGCAAGUCCAGCUGUAGACCUCGAAGAGAAACCAGAGUCCUCGUGACGUUUUUGGGACCCCUACGGCGGCUGAGGGGUGGCCAGAAAACACCGAGUGAUCCUUCCAGUUUACAUUAUUGUACAUAUUAGCCAAUGACAUCAGAACAUAAGGCAAUGUGAACCAAUGCUGUACUAUACAGUUGUGUGCACUAUGUAUCUCAAGUCACAAAAAAAAGCAUUUUCAUUGUGGUUUACUUAAUUGAAAGACGUUAUCCUACAAGAGAAGCAGUGGGAGAGACACUUAAAGAUAUGUGUGUGCUUCACAAGGAUGUGUUUUUCUUUUAGCUUCAUCUUCGCAAAAAAAUAGAUGCCUGUACAUCUUGGGGGUCUUUUCUGUUUUGGUAACAUUGCUUCACCUGUGUCCCCCCGUUUCACUCGGCUCCGCUCCCUACACCCUUUUUUUUUUUCUUUUGCUCCAUGCAUUGUAUAAACAUGCGACAUCAGUUUUGGCAUACGUCACCUCUCCCCCAAGCGGGCAGAGACAUGGAAGUACACUUGUGAGAUUCCAUGCUUUUAAAAUAUAUUUUCAUGUGUUGUGCUUUGUACAUACCUAUGUCCUAAUAAAUUUAAUGUACUACUUUGGGAAAAA
This is a messenger RNA of Rhipicephalus sanguineus (brown dog tick), 4916 nucleotides long. RefSeq names its product ecdysone-induced protein 74EF. Gene Ontology annotation, cellular component: nucleus. Gene Ontology annotation, molecular function: sequence-specific DNA binding; DNA-binding transcription factor activity, RNA polymerase II-specific. The record is from RefSeq and is a predicted model, not a curated record. Bases 595 to 2319 code for a protein of 574 amino acids. Lineage: Eukaryota; Metazoa; Arthropoda; Arachnida; Ixodida; Ixodidae. Gene Ontology annotation, biological process: cell differentiation; regulation of transcription by RNA polymerase II. The transcript has 13 exons.